Cynoglossus semilaevis (tongue sole) is the source of this 2910-nucleotide messenger RNA. It is a transcript of the gene spice1, whose product is annotated as spindle and centriole associated protein 1. Gene Ontology annotation, cellular component: centrosome; centriole; spindle. The record is from RefSeq and is a predicted model, not a curated record. NCBI's taxonomy places the organism in Eukaryota, Metazoa, Chordata, Actinopteri, Pleuronectiformes, Cynoglossidae. Gene Ontology annotation, biological process: metaphase chromosome alignment; regulation of centriole replication; mitotic spindle assembly. The coding region runs from base 356 to 2665 and encodes 769 amino acids. The transcript has 17 exons.
UGUGUAAAAUGUGUUCUAACUUAACCAAUUAGUUUAAGAAAAAUGGAAAUAUAAUUACGAGUUCUUAUUAAGAAUGAAGUCUACUCUGCUUUCGUUGACUAUUGAGCCAUUGGUUUUACGUGCCUCGCUUUUCUGUACUCUAUUUCCCAUCAAACACCUUGGUGUGACGGUGUCCGUAGCAACAACGGCACAGGAAGUGGCGCCAACCGUUGAAAAUCUAUCACAAAACCCCAAAACAAACGACACAUGAGAGGAGUUAACAAUUUUGAAGUUCUCAGUUUUUAAGUUAAACUCUAGGCUAACGCUGAGCUUCAUCAAUGCAGCUGUGACGUGGCGUGAAGUCACACCGGGCGAUAUGUCUUUUUUGAAAACCGGGCGGUCACAACAUCACAAUAAAGGGAAGAAGCCUCUGAGGUUAAAGAGGACAACAGCUGCCAAAAAAGAAUGGGUGAGCACUGUCAAUGACCUCUCUGUGCACAAGCUGACCCCUGCUGAGCUGAGUCAUCGACAUGAGAUUCACAAGUCCCAUAACAAGGCUGCAGCUCAGUGGGAACUGAGAGAAAAAGCUCUGAAAAGCCGCCUAAAACGCUCAGGGAGUCCUCCACUUCUGGACCAGACUAGUCUCAGCAUCAUCAGAGAGGUGCUGUCUGACCAGAUGCUGCUGCAGGAUGUGUUGGCUCGCUCUGACAGAACCUUGGCUGUGGUUAAGGACCUGUUUGGAGAUGCUCCUCGCAGGCGGAUUGGUCAUCCCAGUGUGACCAUAGCUCCAGACUGUGGCUCUGACUCAGAACCUCCUGUUGUCCAGAGACCAGAUCCUCCAACUCAGCUGUCAUUGCUGAGCCAGUCUAUGAUGGACCAGCAGGCUCUUAAUGAACUACAGCAUUCAGAAGAAGACCUCAGUGAUGAAGAUGCACAUUUUUGUGGCAGUCCAGAGUAUUCUGUAAUCAGAAGAGCCAAUGUACGAAAUAUGAAGGCACAGUCCCACAGAAGAGCAACACAUCAGAAAGGCCAUGUCCCUGGAACACCUCGCACCACAGGCAAAGCACCAAACCAAGCAGCUCUUAAUGCUACAUUGGCUGUGGAGCGUGUUCGACCCAGGCGUAACCAAGCAGAAGAAGCUGAAGAGGAAUCAACUGACUUGGUUUCUCAUGUUCUCAACCCUGACCUGCCCUUCCACCAUUCAGAAAGAUCUAUUAGUCAAACCAGCAGUGGAACCAGCAGGAACAGGAAGUCCGUCUCCCAAAUUUCAGAAGUGAAUGGUUCCUCUGUGGCAUUUCUCAGUGGUGACCAGUCCACUCUGGGUCUGCUGCAGACCAUGUUGGGUCAGGUAGAGGCAGAACUGGAUAAUCUAGGUCCUGACUCAGCACCAGAGAAAGCACAGAGUCCAGAAGAGCACAGAACACAAGGCCUGACUGGAUUCUCUGUGGCUCUGAUCAACACAAUGGCACGAUUAGUGCAGCACCAAAGAAAGACUGAAGAGAAAAUUCAGAAACAGACUGAGGAGAGGAAGAAAUGGGAGGAGGAGCUGAGGGAGCAGCAGGACCUGAUCGACGCUCUCACAGCAGAGACCAUGACUCUGAGAGAGGAAGCAGCCACCAUGCAGGUGGGACUGCAGCAGCGGAUCUCAGAGCUGGAGCAGAAGUUUGACUCUGUGGUGAUGUUGAUCGGAAGUCUUGGUUUACUGCAGCCGGACGCUGACCCUUGUCAGGACUGUAACAUUAAAGGAGCAGUUUGUCAGUCUGUGCCUGUCCGUGACCAAGCACAAGCCCCCGUAUCUCCUGCCGUCCUUCUGUCACCCCCUCGACAGGCAAACCACUGGCAGCAGUUUAAUGUAAUGAAGCCUUUACACUCACAGCAGCAGCUUCAGCACCACCACCAGAAGCAGCAGCAGUUUGUUCCCGUUCAUCUCCAGAGUUCAUCAUCGAGCCUCACUAGCCUUCCUCACACCAGCCUCCCCUCCUCCUCCUCACGCUCCCAGGUGUCUGAAGCUCUCAGCUCGCAGUUCAGCCAUGAGGCCGUGCAGGCUGAGAUUGCUCAGCUGAGCAGACAGAACCAGAUGAUCCGAGCUCAGCUGGGUCAGUCUCAGAGCCUCAGGUCAGGUGUCAGUGGAUCGACCAUCAGCAGCACCAGCAGUGGUGAGGAGAGAAGACUGAGCUCCAGUCUUAGUGGAAAAACUACACCCGAGAGUGUUGUAGAGAGGAGGACGUCUGUGUCCAGCAGGACAGGGAGACGGAACCAGAACCUUACAGAUAAACACCAAGUCACCCAUCAGACGACAUCUCCCGGAACAGUCGGUGUGAGCGGUGUGGAACAGCGCCUCCUAGAACUCAACAGACAGAGUGCGGCAGCCAGGGGCCGACUGCUGGAGCUAAUCGAACAACAGAAACACAGCGUUUCAUUGAAAACGUCUCCCUCCAUCUCCCCCAUACCUCCGUCUGCCCUGAGCCCACCUUUAACAGGCAGUCCAGAGGGACUGGUACACAUGCCUACAAAGGAGCCUCAGUCACAGACUGGUGUUGACAGACGCUAUGAUGCGUCUUUAGCGCCCUCUCACGGAUUUGAAGACGAAACUACAGAAGACAACGUUAGAAAACAGGUGCAGGCACAGACUCUCACACACAGAUACAGACAUACACAUAAGUGUACAUUACAUUUUAUUCCGUAAGUGACACUGUUUUCUCAAACAGACAGAGAGGCAGAGAGAGAAAGACGGCUGGUUUUCCUUAACUGCUCACGUGAGAUAAAGACGAACUUUUAUUCAACUUGAAGACAACUGUAAUAUAAUACCUGUUAUUUAAUAAUUUAGCUAAUUAUUUCAUCAACUUCUGUUUUUUAUUUGGAGGGUAGUGAUGUGAUUUUAAACUGAUUAAAGGUGCUUUGUGUGGAAUCAUAUUUCUGGUGUAAAUUUUC